Messenger RNA from Dermacentor andersoni, 939 nucleotides. RefSeq lists its product as uncharacterized. The record is from RefSeq and is a predicted model, not a curated record. Lineage: Eukaryota; Metazoa; Arthropoda; Arachnida; Ixodida; Ixodidae.
GCGAAUCCAUAUCCAUAGACUACACAGCUGUCAUCUUGAAGGAUACGACUGUGUCGCUUUUUGUUCGUCGAUAUCAAGCAAAUUGUGCAUAUCCUCCUUGGUCAAGAUGCGCGUAUUAGUAGAGUAUGAGGUGGACAUGACCACUGCGGUUCUGGAGCACACCGCAGUGCAAAACUUUAAUCCUGAGAAUGUUGCGGAUUUCGAUCCCACCGUCCGCUACGACGUGUGGUGGAAUGGGGACGACACCACGUUGGGAGGAUACUAUAAGGCCAGAGUGCUGCACAUGGCUGAAAGCGAAGAAGAUAUGCGAACGCAUAUGUCCAAAAGGCUCAGAAAGCCUGUAGUCUCCUUGGAGAAAGGCAAGAAGAGGGCCAAAGGAAAGCAGGGCACACAGGCAACAAAAAGUAUGAGAGUGGAAGUUCAACGAAGUGUAGAAAGGGAACUUCUCGCAGAAAUCCAAGCUGCAUGCCCGCAACAGCAUGUGCAGUGCACAUGCUGUGACCAAGGAUGUGUUGUUCUCGAAGAACUUGCGAAGUGCAAAAAAGAAACUGCAGAGCAAAGCAAGCAGCUUGAGGAGCAAAGCAAGCAGUUUGAAGACGUCGCUGAAGAGCUAAGAAGUCUUAAGGAAAAGAUGCUCAUCUUGGAGAACAGAAAUGCACAUCUGCAAGAUGCUUUGGCUUCAAAAGUCUUAGCAAGUGGUGAGUAAGCGUUCGUUUGCUGAAGGUGGAAUUAAAUAUACUCGAGUGCAAGUAGAAUUGGCAGAGAAUUAAUGCAUUCAGCAGCAAUGCUCAAUUAGCGAUCUGUUGGCGCGAUCGCACACUUCUGCAGGGAAAUUGUGCUCUGCAGGUAUACCUUAAUGCAACAUAACGAAGCACUCUCGCUAAAGCACUGCAACUAAACUAAACUCUAUCACACAAUUUGUUUCCAAGUAACGGUCCU